Teleopsis dalmanni is the source of this 8673-nucleotide messenger RNA. RefSeq lists its product as uncharacterized. The transcript is spliced from 22 exons. Gene Ontology annotation, molecular function: ATP binding; ABC-type transporter activity; ATP hydrolysis activity. The coding region runs from base 166 to 8091 and encodes 2641 amino acids. Lineage: Eukaryota; Metazoa; Arthropoda; Insecta; Diptera; Diopsidae. Gene Ontology annotation, cellular component: membrane. Gene Ontology annotation, biological process: transmembrane transport. The record is from RefSeq and is a predicted model, not a curated record.
AUAUUUUAUUUAGAAUAUGUAUAGUGUAAAUAAAACUACUUAAUUACUUAUCACCUCAAUAAGCCAAACUCAGUGCAGCCAUCAUCUCAAAUAAAUAAAAUUAAUAAAUCAAUAAACUGACUUUAAAAUGAAUUAAUAAAAUAAAUUAAAAAAAACUUAAAAAUCAUGGCACACAAUAACUCCAAUAUACCAACGGAACCUGAUAUAAUUCUCUCCCCCACAGAAAAAAACAACAGAAGUUCACAAGAGAAGCCUGAUACUCUGCAAAACAGUACUAAUUUGCACAUAACAAAUAAAAACACCGUUGCAAGAAAUACAGCUAAGGUCUCAUAUGAAAAUCAGUUUUCAUAUUUACAAUUAUUCAAGUAUUCAACGACUUUUGAACGUUUUUUGCUAGCUAUUGCCAUUGUGUUCGCUUCACUUGCUUCAAUAUCUGUAUUAUAUUGUUUAGUAAUAUAUGGAGAAUUCACAUCAUUACUAAUAGAUCGUUCAGUCGGAAAUGGUUCCUCGUCCUCAACUAUUUUUUUACAAGUUUUUGGAGGCGGCACCAAAUUAACAAAUGCCACCAGAGAAGAAAACCUACAAGUCAUUAAAGAUGAUGCUUUAGCAUUUGGAAUAGCUAGCUUGAUUGGAGCGUUAUCAGAAUGGUUGCUUCUAGCUGUUGCAGUUGAUCUUUUCAAUCAUGUAGCUUUGAAACAAAUUACUAAAAUACGUAAACUCUUUUUGGAAGCUAUCCUCAGUCAAGAUAUGUCUUGGUAUGACACAAGCUCGGGAAAUAAUUUUGCAAGUAAAUUAACAGAAGAUCUGGAUAAGAUGAGAGAAGGCAUGGGAGAGAAGAUUGGCAUUUUUAUUUUUCUAAUGAUGACUUUUAUAACUGGAAUUAUCACUUCCUUCUUCUAUGGCUGGGAAAUGACUUUAGUCGUUUUAAGUUGCAGUCCUCUUCUAAUAAUCUCCAUCGUUAUGGUUACCAUAAUUCAAAGUUCUCUCACAAAAAAGGAAAUAAAAUCAUAUUCUGCUGCUGGAAGCAUAGCUGAGGAAGUGUUCUCUGGUAUUCGUACUGUAUUGGCCUUUAGUGGUGAACAAAAAGAAACUCAACGGUUUAGUAAAUUACUUAUUCCUGCUGAGAUCAUAGGACGUAAAAAGGGCCUUUAUUUCGGUAUAAGUGCAGGAAUAAUGUGGCUUAAUUUUCAUUGCUGUUACGCUCUUUCUUUAUGGUAUGGUGCAAAACUUAUACUUACUGAACGUGAUGAAGAAGUUGACCACUACACUCCGGGUAUCUUGGUUAUUAUUGUUUUUAACAUAUUAGAAGGUUCUCGAUAUUUUGGAAUCGCUUCACAUCAUUUAGAGACUUUCAUUGCAGCCAAAGAAUCUGCACAAAAUAUAUUCGCAACUAUAAAAAGCAAAUCAUCCAUAGAUUCUCUAAAUGAGAACGGAGCAACGCCUUCAAAUAUUGUUGGAAAUAUUUCUUUUGACAACAUUUGUUUUCGUUACCCCGCACGUCAAGAUGUGGAAAUUCUAAACAGUUUCUCAUUAGACAUUAAAGCCGGUCAAACUGUUGCAUUGGUUGGAACUUCAGGAUGUGGCAAAUCAACUGUAUUACAAUUAAUACAACGUUUUUAUGAUCCCCUAAAUGGAACAGUUCGAUUAGAUGGUAUAAAUAUAAAAGAUUUAAAUGUGGGUUGGUUACGUUCCCAAAUUGGUGUGGUUGGUCAAGAACCUGUUCUAUUUGCAACAACAAUUGAGGAGAAUAUUCGUUAUGGUAAUCUAUCCGCAAGCGUAGAAGAUAUACAGAAAGCUGCUCGUAUGGCAAAUUGUCAUGAUUUUAUAAGUAAAUUACCAAAUGGUUAUGAUACAAUGGUUGGAGAGAAAGGUGCUCAAUUGUCUGGUGGACAAAAACAACGUAUUGCUAUUGCACGUGCUCUUGUACGUAAUCCAAAAAUUUUACUUUUGGAUGAAGCCACUUCAGCACUUGAUUCCUCAUCUGAAAAAAAAGUUCAGGAUGCUUUAGAAGUAGCUAGUAAAAAUCGAACGACAUUAAUAGUAUCACAUCGUUUAUCGACAAUUACUAAGGCCAAUCUUAUUGUAUUUAUUAAGGGUGGUGUUGUUGUCGAACAGGGAACGCACGAGAAUCUGAUGAAGAGAAAAGGAUAUUACUUUCAACUUGUAAAUAUAACUAAACGGAAAGAGGAAUUAGAAUCUGGCUCAACAGAUUCUACUAUGACGCAUUUAAUUCCAGCGAAGCAAUUAAUUGCGGUAGCAGAGAACAAAAAUGAAAACAACUUGAAUGAGGAAUCUGAACCAAAUAACGUGUCGAGAGCAAAAAAGACGUCAAAAUUGAAAACGGAACCGGUUGAAAAGAGCGGAAUUUCGUUCAAACAAAUAAUGAAACUUAAUGCACCGGAAUGGCGUUUUCUAUUGACCGGCAGUGCAGGAGCAAUUAUGCAUGGAGCUUCUCUUCCAUGUUGGGGUCUACUUUUUGGUGAAUUUUUUGGAAUUAUAUCCAAAGAGGAUUCAGAUUUUGUGCAAUCCCAAAUUCUUCAACUUUCUUAUAAGUUCAUUGUGCUUGGCAUAAUUGCGGGUCUAGGAAUAUUAAUACAAAAUUACAUGUUCAAUAUCGCGGGAGUAAAGAUGACAUCUCGUCUUCGUAAAACCGCUUUCAAAACAAUUAUUAGUCAAGAAACUGCAUACUUCGAUGAUCAAAGUAAUUCUGUGGGUGCAUUGUGUGCUCGAUUAGCAAGUGAUUGUUCAAAUAUUCAAGGUGCUACUGGAGCAAGAAUUGGAAUUAUCGUUCAAGCACUAUCAACUCUCAGUAUCAGUGUUAUUGUAUCUUUAUUUUACUCAUGGAACUUAACUUUAGUCACAAUCUUUACCGUACCUGUUGUUUGCUUGUCAAUUGUUUUUGAGUCACGUUUCAUGGAAUCAUAUGCUCUUGCUGAAAAACUUGCCAUCGAAAAUGCUUCACAAGUAGCAGUGGAAGCUGUUUCAAAUAUACGUACUGUCGCCAGUUUAGGAUUGGAAAGAAAUGUACUGAGUCGUUACAAUGAACAAAUUGAUCAUGCUGCUAUAGUUUAUCGCAAAAAAUUUAGAUUUCGAGGUAUGUUAUUUGGUAUGGGGCAAGCAUCACCAUAUUUAGCUUAUGGAGUAUCAUUGUAUUACGGAGGAUUGUUAGUUGCUAAUAAAGGCUUACAAUAUGAAAAUGUUAUUAAAGUCUCAGAAGCGUUACUAUUCGGUUUGUGGAUUUUAGGAUAUGCUUUAGCAUAUUCACCAAACGUAAGUGCAGGUAUUCUAUCUGCAGAAAACAUAUUGAAACUAUUUAACAGAUCGCCGGCAAUACAAAUCGUAGAAAAACAAACUAUUAACGCCACUGAAAAAACAGAUGGUGAUAUUACAUACAAAGACAUUAACUUUCAAUAUCCAACAAGAAAAGAUAUACAAAUAUUGCAAAAUCUCAACUUGGAUAUUAAACGUGGGACCACAGUAGCAUUAGUAGGACCUUCUGGAUCUGGUAAAUCGACAUGCGUACAACUUUUACUUCGUUAUUAUGAUCCAAAUAGUGGUUCAGUCAAUAUAAAUGGUAUACCAACUACAGAAUUUUCAAUGGAUACUUUGCGUUCAAGCUUAGGUCUAGUAUCACAAGAACCUGUAUUAUUCGAUCGAACAAUUGCAGAAAAUAUUGCUUAUGGAAAUAACUUUCGUGAUGAUAUUCCUAUGACUGAGAUAAUGGAAGUUGCGAAGAAAGCAAAUAUACAUAAUUUCAUUGUUUCCUUACCUCAAGGUUAUAGCACUUCCUUAGGUAGUAAAGGCACACAAUUAUCUGGUGGUCAAAAACAACGAAUUGCCAUUGCAAGAGCUUUAUUAAGAAAUCCAAAAAUACUUAUUUUGGAUGAAGCCACAUCUGCUUUAGAUUUAGAAAGUGAAAGAAUGGUUCAGGAAGCUUUGGAUGCUGCAUGCAGUGGUAGGACUUGUAUUACUAUAGCACAUCGUCUGACAACAAUACGAGAUGCAAACAUGAUAUAUGUUUUAAAUAAAGGACUGGUAGUAGAAAAAGGAACACAUAACGAACUUAUGGCCUUGAAUGGUGUCUAUGCCAAACUUUAUGUAAUGCAACAGGUUUCAUAUAGAAAAAACUUAAAAAUCAUGGCACACAAUAACUCCAAUAUACCAACGGAACCUGAUAUAAUUCUCUCCCCCACAGAAAAAAACAACAGAAGUUCGCGGGAGAAACCUAGUACUCUGCAAAACAGUACUAAUUUGCACACAACAAAUAAAAACAUCGUUGAAAAAAAUACAACUAAGGUUCCACAUGAAAAACAGUUUUCAUACUUACAAUUAUUUAAGUAUUCAACGACUUUUGAACGCUUCUUGGUAGCCGGCGGCGUGGUCUCUGCUUCACUCGCUUCAAUAUGCGUAUUAUUUUGUUUAGUAAUAUAUGGAGAAUUGACAUCAUUACUAAUAGAUCGUUCAGUCGGAAUUGGUACUUCCUCCCCUACCAUAUUUCUGCAACUUUUUGGAGGCGGUACUAAAUUAACAAAUGCCACUAGAGAAGAAAAUCUACAGGCUAUUAGAGAUGAUGCUUUAGCAUUUGGAUUAGCUAGCUUGGUUGGAGCUUUAUUACAAUGGUUACUUCUAGCUGUUGCAGUUGAUCUCUUCAAUCACGUAGCUUUAAAACAAAUCACUAAAAUACGUAAACUCUUUUUGGAUUCAAUGCUUCGUCAAGAUAUGUCUUGGUAUGACACAAGCUCGGGAAACAAUUUUGCAAGCAAAUUAACAGAAGAUCUAGAUAAGAUGAGAGAAGGCAUGGGUGAGAAGAUUGGUAUUUUUAUUUUUCUAAUGAUGACUUUUAUAACUGGAAUUAUCACUUCCUUCUUCUAUGGCUGGGAAAUGACUUUAGUCGUUUUAAGUUGCAGUCCUCUUCUAAUAAUCUCCACAGUUAUGGUCACCAUAAUUCAAAGUUCUAUCACAAAAAAGGAAAUAAAAUCAUAUUCUGCGGCUGGAAGCGUAGCUGAAGAAGUAUUCUCUGGUAUUCGUACUGUAUUGGCCUUUAGUGGUGAACAAAAAGAAACUCAACGGUUUAGUAAAUUACUUAUUCCUGCUGAGAUCAUAGGUCAUAAAAAGGGUCUCUAUUCUGGUAUAAGUGCAGGAAUAAUGUGGCUUAAUUUUCAUUGCUUUUACGCUCUUUCUUUCUGGUAUGGUGCAAAACUUAUACUUGCUGAACGUGAUGAACAAAUUAAACACUACACUCCUGGUAUCUUGGUUAUUAUUGUUUUUAACACAUUAGAAGGUUCUCGAUAUUUUGGAAUCGCCUCACAACAUCUAGAGACUUUCAUUGCAGCCAAAGAAUCUGCACAAAAUAUUUUCUCAACUAUGGAACGUAGAUCAGCUAUAGAUUUUUUAGACGAAAAAUGUUUAAGGCCUUCAAAUAUUGUUGGAAACAUAUCAUUUGAUAACAUUAGUUUUCGUUACCCCGCACGUCAAGAUAUGGAGGUUCUAAAAAGCUUUUCAUUAGACAUUAAAGCUGGUCAAACUGUUGCAUUGGUUGGAACUUCAGGAUGUGGCAAAUCAACUGUAUUACAAUUAAUACAACGUUUUUAUGAUCCCCUAAAUGGAACAGUUCGAUUAGAUGGUAUAAAUAUAAAAGAUUUAAAUGUGGGUUGGUUACGUUCCCAAAUUGGUGUGGUUGGUCAAGAACCUGUUCUAUUUGCAACAACAAUUGAGGAGAAUAUUCGUUAUGGUAAUCUAUCCGCAAGCGUAGAAGAUAUACAGAAAGCUGCUCGUAUGGCAAAUUGUCAUGAUUUUAUAAGUAAAUUACCAAAUGGUUAUGAUACAAUGGUUGGAGAGAAAGGUGCUCAAUUGUCUGGUGGACAAAAACAACGUAUUGCUAUUGCACGUGCUCUUGUACGUAAUCCAAAAAUUUUACUUUUGGAUGAAGCCACUUCAGCACUUGAUUCCUCAUCUGAAAAAAAAGUUCAGGAUGCUUUAGAAGUAGCUAGUAAAAAUCGAACCACAUUAAUAGUAUCACAUCGUUUAUCGACAAUUACUAAGACCAAUCUUAUUGUAUUUAUUAAGGGUGGUGUUGUUGUCGAACAGGGAACGCACGAGAAUCUGAUGAAGAGAAAAGGAUAUUACUUUCAACUUGUAAAUAUAACUAAACGGAAAGAGGAAUUAGAAUCUGGCUCAACAGAUUCUACUAUGACGCAUUUAAUUCCAGCGAAGCAAUUAAUUGCGGUAGCAGAGAACAAAAAUGAAAACAACUUGAAUGAGGAAUCUGAACCAAAUAACGUGUCGAGAGCAAAAAAGACGUCAAAAUUGAAAACGGAACCGGUUGAAAAGAGCGGAAUUUCGUUCAAACAAAUAAUGAAACUUAAUGCACCGGAAUGGAGUUUUCUAUUGACCGGCAGUGCAGGAGCAAUUAUGCAUGGAGCUACUUUUCCAUAUUGGGGAAUACUUUUUGGUGAAUUUUUUGGAAUUAUAUCCAAAGAAGAUUCAGAUAUAGUUCAAUCCCAAAUUUUUCAACUUUCUUAUAAGUUUAUUUUGCUUGGCAUAAUUGCGGGUUUGGGAAUAUUAAUACAAACUUACAUGUUCAAUAUCGCGGGAGUAAAGAUGACAUCUCGUCUUCGCAAAACCGCUUUCAAAACAAUUAUUAGUCAAGAAACUGCAUACUUCGAUGAUCAAAGUAAUUCUGUGGGUGCAUUGUGUGCUCGAUUAGCAAGUGAUUGUUCAAAUAUUCAAGGUGCUACUGGAGCAAGAAUUGGAAUUAUCGUUCAAGCACUAUCAACUCUCACUAUCAGUGUUAUUGUAUCUUUAUUUUACUCAUGGAACUUAACUUUAGUCACAAUCUUUACCGUACCUGUUGUUUGCUUGUCAAUUGUUUUUGAGUCACGUUUCAUGGAAUCAUAUGCUCUUGCUGAAAAACUUGCCAUCGAAAAUGCUUCACAAGUAGCAGUUGAAGCGAUUUCAAAUAUACGUACUGUCGCCAGUUUGGGAUUGGAAAGAAAUGUGAUGCAUUGUUACAAUGAACAAAUCGAUCGUGCUGGUGCACUUUGUCGCAAUAAAGUUAGAUUUCGGGGUACAUUAUUUGGUAUGGGACAAGCAUCACCUUUUUUAGCUUAUGGAGUAUCAUUAUAUUACGGAGGAUUGUUAGUUGCUAAUGAAGGCUUACAAUAUGAAAACGUUAUUAAAGUAUCAGAAGCAUUACUAUUCGGUUCAUGGAUGUUGGGAUAUGCCUUAGCAUAUUCACCAAACGUAAGUGCAGGUAUUCUAUCUGCAGAAAACAUAUUGAAACUAUUUAACAGAUCGCCUGCAACACAAAUAUUAAAAUACCAAACUUUUAACGCAACUGAGAAAACAGAUGGUGAUAUUAUAUACAAAGACAUUAACUUUCAAUAUCCCACAAGAAAAGGCAUACAAAUAUUACAAAAUCUCAACUUGGAUAUUAAACGUGGGACCACGGUAGCAUUGGUAGGAUCAUCUGGAUCUGGUAAAUCGACAUGCAUACAACUUUUACUUCGUUAUUAUGAUCCAAAUAGUGGUUCAAUCAAUAUAAAUGGUAUACCAACUACAGAAUUUUCAAUGAAUACUUUGCGUUCAAGUUUAGGUCUAGUAUCACAAGAACCUGUAUUAUUCGAUAGAACAAUUGCAGAGAAUAUUGCUUAUGGAAAUAACUUCCGUGAUGAUAUUCCUAUGACUGAGAUAAUGGAAGCUGCGAAGAAAGCAAAUAUACAUAAUUUCAUUGUUUCCUUACCUCAAGGUUAUAGUACUUCCUUGGGCAGUAAGGGCACACAAUUAUCUGGUGGUCAAAAACAACGAAUUGCCAUUGCAAGAGCUUUGUUAAGAAAUCCAAAAAUACUUAUUUUGGAUGAAGCCACAUCUGCUUUAGAUUUAGAAAGUGAAAGAAUGGUUCAAGAAGCUUUGGAUGCUGCACGCAGUGGUAGGACUUGUAUUACUAUAGCACAUCGUCUGACAACAGUACGAGAUGCAAACAUGAUAUAUGUUUUAAAUAAAGGACUGGUAAUAGAAAAAGGAACACAUGAUGAACUUAUGGCGUUGAAUGUUGUCUAUGCCAAACUUUAUGCAUUGCAACAGGUCUCAUAGCAUAUUUUAAAUAUUAUAUAUCAUUACAUAUCAUUAUACUUUUCAAGUGUCGACAAAUCUAUACUAUUCGCCCCCAGUUAUUAUGAUAUAGCUGCCGUUGUUAAACAAAUAAUUUAAAUCAGAAAUACAAGUACAACAAAUUGUUUUGAAUUAGUUAACUGCAUUGAAUAGUAAUAUUAAUAUUACUGUUAAUCAAGGAAUUGAUAGACUUUUGACAAAUACUAAAUCAAAAAAUUGAAUUAUGACUAAAUUCUAUAUAUACUAUAAAGCAUUAAUGUUUUUAAAAUAAAUUUUGUGUUCGGAGAACUCUUUAAUGAGUCUGCAUGUAAACUUCACCACAAUGGCGCCUUAUUCUUCACUUAGUGUUGCUACUACUCAAAGCUGGCUUAUCAAUUAAUUUAUAUUGUAUUAUAUUUAUUAUUGUAUUUAUAUAUAUAUGACAUAUGUAGCCCUGUUUGACAUCAUAUAAAAUUUUAUCUAAACAUUCCAUUAGGGCAUUUAUUAAACAUACACAAUAUGAUCAUAUCUGAGAUAUGUGUACCAUAUUCAUACAUUUUUUUAUAUUUUUAUUGCUUAUAUUUU